AUGGCGGAUGGGAAUGCCUUCGUUGGGGCUGCGGCGGCGCUGUAUCUGCUGUGUGGGCUUUGUCUCCCUAAGGCCGAGCUGAGGUUCUACAUUAUGAUAUUACUCGUGCUCGGCUACAACACUGCGACGGAUUUCGUUUCAAUGAGGCCGAUCAGCAUAUAUGCUUCCUCAUAUAGCUACCAAAUACCUCGCGCGUAA
This is a messenger RNA of Chaetomium globosum CBS 148.51, 198 nucleotides long. RefSeq lists its product as uncharacterized. The record is from RefSeq and is a predicted model, not a curated record. The transcript has 2 exons. NCBI's taxonomy places the organism in Eukaryota, Fungi, Ascomycota, Sordariomycetes, Sordariales, Chaetomiaceae. The coding region runs from base 1 to 198 and encodes 65 amino acids.